UCAAUAUCUCCAUCAUCAUCAUCAUCAUCAUCAUCAUCAUCAUCAUCAUCAUCAUCAUCAUCAUCAUCAUCAUCAUCAUCAUCAUCAUCAUCAUCAUCAUCAUCAUCAUCAUCAUCAUCAUCAUCAUCAUCAUCAUCAUCAUCAUCAUCAUCAUCAUCAUCAUCAUCAUCAUCAUCAUCAUCAUCAUCAUCAUCAUCAUCAUCAUCAUCAUCAUCAUCAUCAUCAUCAUCAUCAUCAUCAUCAUCAUCAUCAUCAUCAUCAUCAUCAUCAUCAUCAUCAUCAUCAUCAUCAUCAUCAUCAUCAUCAUCAUCAUCAUCAUCAUCAUCAUCAUCAUCAUCAUCAUCAUCAUCAUCAUCAUCAUCAUCAUCAUCAUCAUCAUCAUCAUCAUCAUCAUCAUCAUCAUCAUCAUCAUCAUCAUCAUCAUCAUCAUCAUCAUCAUCAUCAUCAUCAUCAUCAUCAUCAUCAUCAUCAUCAUCAUCAUCAUCAUCAUCAUCAUCAUCAUCAUCAUCAUCAUCAUCAUCAUCAUCAUCAUCAUCAUCAUCAUCAUCAUCAUCAUCAUCAUCAUCAUCAUCAUCAUCAUCAUCAUCAUCAUCAUCAUCAUCAUCAUCAUCAUCAUCAUCACAUCAUCAUCAUCAUCAUCAUCAUCAUCAUCAUCAUCAUCAUCAUCAUCAUCAUCAUCAUCAUCAUCAUCAUCAUCAUCAUCAUCAUCAUCAUCAUCAUCAUCAUCAUCAUCAUCAUCAUCAUCAUCAUCAUCAUCAUCAUCAUCAUCAUCAUCAUCAUCAUCAUCAUCAUCAUCAUCAUCAUCAUCAUCAUCAUCAUCAUCAUCAUCAUCAUCAUCAUCAUCAUCAUCAUCAUCAUCAUCAUCAUCAUCAUCAUCAUCAUCAUCAUCAUCAUCAUCAUCAUCAUCAUCAUCAUCAUCACCAUCAAAAUACCGUUAGAUUCACCUCUAAAUUGUAG
This is a messenger RNA of Schistosoma curassoni, 957 nucleotides long. NCBI's taxonomy places the organism in Eukaryota, Metazoa, Platyhelminthes, Trematoda, Strigeidida, Schistosomatidae. The record is from the annotation of a GenBank genome assembly.